AUUCUAUUGUGGACUCCAUAUUUCGGAAGUGAGGAUUGGAAUUACGACAAUCGUGCUACGGUAUUCUCCAGUUGUCCAGUUUCUAACUGUGUUUUAUCCUAUGAUAAAUCGGAGUUGAAAUCCUCGGACGUGUUGCUCUUCCAUACUCGUGACUUUUAUACAAGUUACUACCCUCUUCCAAAAUAUCGGACCAACGAACAGCUUUGGGUUUUGAUGAAUAACGAAUCACCUGUCAAUGAGUACUUGGAUUAUAGUAAAUUUAACAACUUUUUUAAUUGGACCGGAAGUUAUCAUAAAAAUAGUGAAAUCCAUACUCCAUACGGCAAUGUGGAAAAAACUUCCCAAACGAUUGUCACAAAAGACGCGGCAGUGGAUGAAAAAAGAACAGGUGUUGUGUGGAUAGCCAGUAAUUGUGGAGACCACGCACGCAGACAAUUGCUGGUACACGAACUUCAAAAGUAUAUCCACGUGGAUAAAUUCGGUUCAUGUGGAGAAGGAAAGUUAAGUAGCAAUUCUUAUGAAAAAGUUUUACGUACAUAUAAGUUUUUUUUAUCAUUUGAAAAUUCCGUUUGUGAUGAUUACAUUACCGAAAAGUUUUUUCGGAUGUUAAGGGCUGGGAUAUUGCCUGUUGUGUACGGAGGCGGAAACUACAAAGAAAUUGCCCCACCCCAUUCUUACAUAGAUAUUCGUGACUUUAACAAUGCCCAGGAAGUAGCGGACUAUCUGAGUUACCUGGAAAGAAAUAAUACAGCAUAUAAUAAGUAUUUUAAAUGGAGGAAAGAGUAUAAGGUAACUAUGGGUAACGACUGGUGUAAAUUAUGUCAGACGGUGAACGUUAAGAGAAUACCCAAUCAAGUUUAUACCGAUCUGGACGGAUGG
Messenger RNA from Lottia gigantea (owl limpet), 879 nucleotides. RefSeq lists its product as hypothetical. Gene Ontology annotation, cellular component: membrane. NCBI's taxonomy places the organism in Eukaryota, Metazoa, Mollusca, Gastropoda, Lottiidae. Gene Ontology annotation, molecular function: alpha-(1->3)-fucosyltransferase activity. The annotation marks the transcript as partial. The record is from RefSeq and is a predicted model, not a curated record. The transcript is spliced from 2 exons.